Amaranthus tricolor (Joseph's coat) is the source of this 1050-nucleotide messenger RNA. RefSeq names its product (R)-mandelonitrile beta-glucosyltransferase-like. The coding region runs from base 1 to 1050 and encodes 349 amino acids. The record is from RefSeq and is a predicted model, not a curated record. NCBI's taxonomy places the organism in Eukaryota, Viridiplantae, Streptophyta, Magnoliopsida, Caryophyllales, Amaranthaceae. Gene Ontology annotation, molecular function: UDP-glycosyltransferase activity. The transcript has 2 exons.
AUGAAUAGCGUUGAAAAAUCAAAUAGGACAUUUAAAGUGAAUAAGAGUAAGUACAAUUCUAUAUUAAUAGGCAUGAACCUAGAUUUCCAUGUGCUUGUGGUUGUAUAUGCAAGCUGUUUAAUAAAUGGGUACUUGGACACUCCAGCAGAGCUACCAGGGAUGAAGAAUAUAAGACUAAAAGAUUGCCCAAGCUUCAUUAGAACAACAAACCCAGAUGAUUUUAUGCUCAAGUUUAUGAUGGAUGCUGUAAAAGAAACUUCUAAAGCUUCUGGAAUCAUCUUAAACACUUUUGAUUCAUUUGAACAAGAAGUGAUAGAUUCUUUAUGUUCUAUGCAAGAUUUACCUCCUAUUUAUACAGUGGGCCCUCUUGAACUUCUAAUCAACCAAAUAAUCCCUAAAGAUGAUCCCUUAAGAUCUAUCAAAUCAAAUCUAUGGAAAGAGAAAAUUUGCAUGGAAUGGUUAGAUGCAAGAAAGCCUAAUUCAGUUGUGUUUGUGAACUUUGGAAGUAUUACUACAAUGACACAUGCCCAACAUAUAGAAUUUGCAUGGGGAUUAGCUAAUAAUAAUAAGCAUUUUUUAUGGGUUAUUAGGCCUGAUAUAGUGACAGAUGAGAAUGCUCCUUUUUUACCUCAAGAUUUUUUGAAUGACACUAAGGAAAGAGGUUUAUUGGUUAGUUGGUGUUCUCAAAGGGAAAUCCUUAAGCAUAAGGCAAUAGGAGGGUUUUUGACUCAUAGUGGUUGGAAUUCGACUCUGAAAAUUGUUUGUGGAGGGGUGCAUGUGAUAAGUUGGCCUUUUUUUACGGAGCAACAAACUAAUUGUCGAUAUAGUUGUGUCGAGUGGGGGAUAGGGAUGGAGAUAGGGAGUGAAGUGAAGAGAGAUGAGAUUGAGAAGUUGGUGAGGGAAUUAAUGGAGGGAAUGAAGGGGAAGGAAAUGAAAAGGAGAAUAAUGGAGUGGAAAAGUAAGGCUCAAGAGGCUACUAAGGUUGAAGGAUCUUCUUAUAAGAACUUGGUGAAGUUGAUUGAGGAAGUUAUUAUUGUGCCACAUAAUUAA